AACUCGUCGCGUCUCUUCUGAGCAUGACGAGUGCAACGGAAUGGCACUUGGACAAGUUGCUUGCUCCAGAUAUCACGACAUAUCUGGGAAAGUUGACAAGAGAUCAGCCGUCAUCAAGUAGCCAACUUAUGCCUCUUCAUAUUGCCUCCGCCACCGGUCUGGACGCUGUCGUCAAGCAGAUCCUCAAGGAAACUCCAGCGGAGGUGGUCUCGAAAGACGUGCGUGGCCGCACCCCGCUGUUCUACGCGGUACAGUGCCCGCUUACACGUAGUUCAACCAUCCAACUACUCCUUCAACAACAGACCGAUGUCGAUGGGAAGACAGUCCCCGAAAACCAGCCGGAGCUCCUCUUGGAACACUGUUGCCGAAAGGGCCUGUUUCGCCUUGCCACAUGUUUCCUUGAACAUAAAGUAAGACAUGACCUGCAACAUCUCCUUCGUUUGGCUCUUCUGGCUCUCACGGCGUCUCUUCCGGGGAGGUCCAGCUCUGACAGAGCCGUCUUGAUUCGGAGGCUGAUUCGACAUGGGGCCAAUCCGAACGGCAUGGUGCGGGCAACAGACGUUGAUGUUGAUAAACGGCCGCUCCUUCUUGAGAUGGCAUUAACAUCGCAUUCGGCGACAAAACGUCUGCUUGCCAUUCGAGGCGCCGAUGUGAACAUCCAGGAUAAGUACGGUCACACGGCCUUAAGUUGGUUGUUAUUGGAAAACCACUCGGCGCGCAAGACGGUAGCAUUGCUCCUGAAGUGCGGGGCAAAGUUACAGCCACGCUCCCUUGAAGGUAUCAUACGGGAUACAACGUUCCGGACGCACCAGGAGCUCGUGACGUUGCUUUCACGUCGCGAAAACACAUUCGAACUGUUUCGCCUCCUUUACAAGCACUGCAACUCGCAUGCGGCGAAGGGCCAGACGGAGGUCAACUUCUUGGCUUCAAUGCCUCGGGAGUCCGCAAUAUUGGCACGAAUGUCUGACCGUGACAUCAACGACAUUCGAAAGGGGAACGUUUUUCCUAUAAGCCCAUAUUUCGAUUUGAUUUUGGCGCCCAAGAGCCAUCAUGGCUCUCAAGGCCAAAGACAGCAAGAUGUAGUUUGGUAGUGAGGUCGUUACCCAAGGGUUUUGCGGUGCAAUCAGAAUCGAGUUCGUGAGCGAUAGCACUUUGACGGGGGUGAAAAGAAGGAGAAAAUGGCGUCAGGUCUUUCCCGUCAUAUUUAGAUAUGAC
Molecule: messenger RNA, 1215 nt
Organism: Colletotrichum godetiae
Lineage: Eukaryota; Fungi; Ascomycota; Sordariomycetes; Glomerellales; Glomerellaceae
Product: ankyrin repeat-containing domain protein
Exons: 1
Coding region: 24-1091 (355 amino acids)
Source: RefSeq, a predicted model, not a curated record